GGAGGGAAAAAAGCGAAGUGAUCCAUUGAACCAAAAGUCUUUGCCCUCUCCUAAUUACGUAGUGGCCCAUAUCUUUUCUCUUUUUUUUCCACUUUAAAAAAAAAAAAAAUCUUUCUUCUGUACUUGAAGACCUCUGGUUAUUGGUAAUUAGCUUGAGGAGAAUAAAACCAGCCGAUUGUGAGAGGGGUGGUGCAUUGUGGAGCGAGAUGGCUAACAGAAUGGUUCUAUCACUCCUUCAUGGUCUCUUCUACCUAUCUCUGAUUCAGCCCUCUCUUCAAGGAGGUGUGUAUGUGCCGGCUGGUGCUGGAGUCAGACCAGGAGCAGGAGGAUCUGGACCAGGUGCUGGUCUCUACCCAGGAGCUGGUGGGAUACCCGCAGGAGCAGGCUACAAACCAGCUAAAACUGGUGCUGGAGGAUAUGGAGGACGGGGUGGUGUUGGUGCUGGAGGUCUGGUCCCUGGUGGAGGGGCUGGAGGCAUAGGAGCUGGAGGCCUCGGAGGAGGAGGAGUCGGUGGAAAGGGCCCCAAACCUGGUUAUGGAAACCUUGGUGCUGGUGGUGUUGGGGGUGGUGGUCUUGGUGGUGGAGGAUAUGGAGCUGGUCCUGGAGCCACCGGUCUAGGAACAGGAAGCUUUGGAGGAGGAGGAGGAUACGCUAAGCCUGGAGCUGGUUAUGGAGGAGGCUCGCCGUAUGGCGGCUCUACUUAUGGAGGAGGUGGUGCUGGGAGCUUCUUCCCUGGAGGUGGUCUGGGACAGAAGGCAGGACCCAAACCAGGCUAUGGGGCAGGAGCUGGACUACAACCAGGCUAUGGUGCAGGUGGACUACAGCCAGGCUAUGGCGGUGGUGGAUUACAGCCAGGUUUAGGGGGACCUGGAGGCGCAGGAACAGGAGCUGCAGUGCCUGCAGGAGCACCUGUUAUUCCCCAGACUGGACUACCUGGAGGUGGGCUGGGACCUGGUGCCGGAAAAGGAAAGGCUCCAAAAGGAGGAGUGCCAGGUGUGGGGGUGCCUGGACUUUACCAAGGUGGCCAGGUGCCAGGACAAGGGUUUGGUGGUCGUGGAGUGCUGCCUGGUGUGGCCACUGGGAACGGACUCAAUCCCAAAUCAUUGCCAGGUGGAGGACAACAGGGACCAGGAGGCUCAGGUCGUGUUGGUUACGGAGGACCAAUGCAGCCAGGAGUAUUCCAUGGAUACCCACUCAAAACUCCCAAAACACAAGGUGGCUAUGGAGCGAAAGCUGGCGGAGCUGGAGGCAAACUUCCAUUUGGAUACGGGGGCUUUGGUGGUGGUGGUGGAGCAGGCCUUCCUGGGGGAAAAGGAGGUCCUGGAUCCAAGCCUGGAUACCCCAUUGGAACUGGUGUGGGGACAGGAGGUCUUAACCCGGCCCAGGCUCAAGCUAAAGCUGCUAAAUAUGGUGCUGGUUUGGGUGGUGUGCCUGGUGCAGGUGGAGCCUACCCUGGAGCAGGAGGAGCUUACCCUGGAGGAUAUAAUCCUGCUGCAGCCAAAGCUGCUAAAUAUGGAGUCCCAGGAGGUGCAGGAGGCGUCCCAGGUCUUGGAUCAGUAGCAGGAGGAGCAGGAGGAGUACCUGGAGGGGUACCCGGAGGAACUGGAGGAUAUAACCCUGCUGCGGCCAAAGCUGCUAAAUAUGGAGUUCCAGGGGGUGCAGGAGCAGGCCUAGGAGCUGGAGGACUUGGAGGAGUACCAGGAGGGGUACUAGGAGCUGGAGGACUUGGAGGAGUACCAGGAGGGGGAGGUGUACCUGGGGCUGGAGGAUAUAAUCCUGCAGCGGCCAAAGCAGCUAAAUAUGGACUCCCUGGAGGAGGUGCAGGCGGUCUUCCAGGUGCUGGAUCAGUUGCAGGAGGAGUAGGAGGAGUACCAGGAGCUGGGGCUGGAGGAUAUAAUCCUGCUGCGGCCAAAGCCGCUAAAUAUGGAGUUCCAGGGGGAACAGGCGCAGGGUUAGGGGGAGCUGGAGGCUAUGGAGCGGGAGCCAGGCCUCCCUAUUAUGGUGUUCCAGGGGGUGCUGGAUUUGGGGGAGCAGGGACUUUUCCAGGGGCUGGAGGAUACAACCCUGCCACCAAAGCUGCUAAAUAUGGAAUACCAGGAGGUGCAGGAGCAGGCCUAGGAGCUGGAGGACUUGGAGGAGCAGGAGGGGGGGGACCAGGGGCUGGGGGUGGAGGAUACAAUCCUGCUGCCGCUGCCAAAGCUGCUAAGUACGGGGUCCCAGGAGGUGCAGGGGCAGGCCUAGGAGCUGGAGGUCUUGGAGGAACAGGAGGGGUACCAGCAGGAGGAGCUGGGGCUGGAGGGUAUAAUCCUGCUGCUGCCAAAGCUGCUAAAUAUGGAGUCCCCGGAGGUGCAGGAGCAGGAGGAGUACCUGGAGGAGGAGCAGGGGGUGUACCUGGGGCUUUAGGAUAUAAUCCCGCUGCAGCCAAAGCUGCUAAAUAUGGAGUUCCAGGAGGUGCAGGAGCAGGUCUAGGAGCUGGAGGACUUGGAGGAGGGGGGGGUGUACCUUGGGCUGGAGGAUAUAAUCCCGCUGCAGCCAAAGCUGCUAAAUAUGGAGUUCAAGGAGGUGUAGGAACAGGCCUGGGAGCAGGAGGACUUGGAGGAGCAGGAGGAAUACAGGGAGUACCUGGAGGAGGAGCAGGGGUUGUCCCUGGGGCUGGAGGAUAUAAUCCUGCUGCAGCCAAAGCUGCUAAAUAUGGUCAGGGGGCUGCUGGUGGGCCAGGGGGUGGAUAUGGGGGUGUGCCUGCUGGAGGAUAUCCCAGGCCUGGGAGCUAUGGGGGAUAUGGAGGGGCAGCAGGAGGGGCAGCAGGAGGGGCAGGAGCAGGAGGAUAUAAUCCUGCUGCUGCCAAAGCUGCUAAAUAUGGAGCUGGAGUAGCCGGCCUAGGAGCUGGAGUAGCCGGCCUAGGAGGAGCAGGAGGAGGGCCAGGGACUGGGGCUGGACCAGGAUAUGGAGGCUAUGGAGGAUAUGGAGGGGUACCAGCAGGAGGGGCUGCCGCUGCUGCCAAAGCUGCUAAAUAUGGAGUUCCAGGAGGAGCUGGCGUGGCCGGGAGAGCAGGAGGGGUACCCGGGGCUGGAUAUGGAGGACAUAAUCCUGCUGCGGCCAAAGCUGCUAAAUAUGGAGUUCCAGGAGGUGCAGGAGCAGGCCUAGGAGCUGGAGGACUUGGAGGAGCAGGAGGAGGGGUACCAGGGGCUGGAGGACUUGGAGGAGCAGGAGGAGGGGUACCAGGGGCUGGAGGAUAUAACCCUGCUGCGGCCAAAGCUGCUAAAUAUGGAGUCCCCGGAGGUGCAGGAGCAGGAAUAGGAGCAGGAGGAUUACCAGGAGGAGGAUUACCAGGAGGAGGAGGAGGGGGUGUAACUGGGGCUGGUGGAUAUAAUCCCGCUGCAGCCAAAGCUGCUAAAUAUGGAGUCUCAGGAGGUGUAGGAACAGGCUUGGGAGCAGGAGGAGUACAGGGUGGAGUAGGAGCUGGAGGAUAUGAUCCCGCGGCCAAAGCUGCUAAAUAUGGUAAGCCAAACGGGGUGGGCAUCGGUGGAGAAGGUGUGCCAGCGCCAGCAGCGACUCCAAGUCCAGGUGUGGGCGUGGGUGGUGGUGUUGGAGGAACUGCCAUUGAGCGCACUGACUUACCAGUGGGCACAGGGAUACCUAUCGCAGGCAAACCAGAUCCCACACCUAUUGGCACACAGGCCACAGAGGCCCCAGAGCCAGAGCCCAGUGCCACAGGAUUACCAGGAGUUGGUGCUGGGGUUCUUCAACCUAGUGCUGGUACAGGCCCAGCUCAGCCUGGUGUGGGUGUCGGAGCAGGUGGCAAAGCUCCUAAACCGCCUGGUGCAGGGGGAUACCCGUAUGGUGGUUAUGGACAGGCAGGACGACUCCCGUAUGGUCAUGGACAGGGUGCAGGUGGAUAUCCCUAUGGAGGAGGCUAUGGAACUCCAUACGGAGCAGGAGCUGGACAACUUCCUGGAGCCAAGCCCCUGAAACCUCCAGUUGUGGGAGGAGCAGGCGGUGUGGCUGGAGGAGCAGGUAUUCCUCUUACUGGAGCCGGUGGUGGUGUAGGGGGAUACCCGUAUGGUUAUGGUCAAGGUGGUUAUGGACAGGGACAGGGUGCGAGGUAUCCUGCUGGUGUUGGUCUGGGAACAGGGGCAGGAGCAGGUCAAAAAGCACCCAAACCCCCAGGUUAUGGUAACCUGGGUGCUGGUGGUGCUGGUUAUAAUCCAGGUGCUGGUGCGGUCCCAAAUUACGGAGGUGGCUACCCACAACAACGGGGCUACCCACAGCAAGGUGGCGGCUACCCACAGCAAGCCUACCCGGGGGUAUAUGGAGCAGGCCAGACGGCACCACUGACUCCUCAACAAGCCAAAGCAGCCAAGUAUGGCCCACUCCAGAGCUUCCUUGGUGGAGCAGGAGGAGGAGGCUACAGACCAGGAGGAGUUGCUGCUGGAUGCCAAAGCAAAUACUGUGGAAGGCGGAAGUAGAGGAUGUUCUUGAGAAGAAGUUGAAUUUCAAGAAACAAUGGUGCUACUGCAUUAUCUCGAAUGUACAUUUUAUAUGCACAAAAUCCCCCAUUACAGUAUGUAAAGAUAUGUUGUACUUUAUUUGAUAUUUUUUAUACAAACCCACCGACCCAGACUUUUGCACACAUUUGAUGUGACUUGGUGUUAUUGAUUGUGCCUUUAUCGUUACAGUGGUCAUGGUGCUCAUCAUCUCUUACUGACAUGCCUGCGAUGCUCCCCUUUUAGUAGCUAUACUCAGUAGUUGUGUGUGCGGGCGUGUUUGUGUGGAUGUUUGCCUAUGUGGCUGUGUGUAUGUGGGCGCUUGCACAUGUUGCCAUAGAUGUGUGCGUGUUUGGGUAGAUAGGAGAAUGUGAAAGAUUCUCCAGCCAUAGAAGCACCAGUUCUGUGACAGUACAUCCCUCUACUGCAGUAUCCCCAAUUGCUUAGUGUCUGUGUGUACCAAAGUUGGAGAUCUUCACAUACUGACACGUCAAACUAAGGGUUGAGCUUCAAGAGGUGUGGUUGGUAAAGUGCUGAUAAACUUUGGCCAUGUAUCAGAACUGCCUCCUCUGGCUUUCUAUCAUCUCUGCUGCUAUUUAUAGCCCUGGGUGAAAUAGCAGUGGCAUAGCGGGUGUGUGUGGGCACAGGUUUCACAGUCCAUCUGCCAUCAGUAACUAUUUUAAGUGCCAUGGUUUAAGUAGCCUAUCUUCAGCCUUCUUACCUUGAUUUCCGCCAAACUUGUGAAGUAUGAAGAGCAGGUUUUGCUCUGAAUGUGGGAAAGCUGAUGACAAUCAAUCCAAAGGUGUUCAAAAGAUUUUUAGGUGACCUUUAGUGAUAUUCAUAUCAUACAUUGUGUCGGUUUGUACCAAUCAUUUGAAAUGCGGUGUGUUUUGUUUCUUAAAUGAUUUGUAUGUUUUUAGUUUUUAGAAAUGCAGGUUUUACAAAAAUGUAAAAGUAAAAUUCAAAUCCUUUCGAUACUGCUCUGGCAUGUAUUGUACAUUAUGUAUGUAUGACAUGAACAUUUUGUUUUCUUAAUUAUGUAUAAUUUUUCUGGUGUCCAAGAUUAAGUGCCUAGAAUGUUAUGCAUAUUUGGAAUCAUUCUAGUUUCACAUGCAGUUAUAGUUUAAUUUAUGCAAAUUGCCUCUCAUUAUUCAAGUUUCAAAUGUUUCUGGUCAGAAAAGUAGACUAUCUCCAGAUUUGUGUAAUCUAGAAUAAGGCAACUAACUGUAUGUUGUAGUAAUAGCCCUAGGUUAUCAUGACUCUCACUCUCUUCAGUUCUUGUAGCCUACUCCGUGAUGGUUUUUAUGAACUGUGUGAGCCGCACCUGUCAGGGGCCGCUGCCCUGUGCCGUGGGAUAGUAUUCAUCUGAUUUAAACAGAAACAAAUAAGGAAUUAUGGGGUUUUGUACUUUUUCAUUUUCACAGCACAUUUGACUUGUGCCCAGCAAUACCGACCUUUUAUUUGCUUCAGUAAAAAACGAAAUAAAAUUGUUUUAAUGAAUACA
Messenger RNA from Oncorhynchus tshawytscha (Chinook salmon), 5988 nucleotides. Its product is annotated as elastin. The transcript is spliced from 65 exons. Bases 207 to 4466 code for a protein of 1419 amino acids. The record is from RefSeq and is a predicted model, not a curated record. Gene Ontology annotation, molecular function: extracellular matrix structural constituent. Lineage: Eukaryota; Metazoa; Chordata; Actinopteri; Salmoniformes; Salmonidae.